AUGCCACCGAAAGGCAAAGGUCGAGGCAAAGGGUGGAGCACCCCCGAAACCAUGCUCCUUUUGGACUGUAUUGAACGGCUCCAGCCGCUUGGUGGAAACCACUGGGACACCGUACAGUCCCAGUACAACACGCUCUCCGAACCAAGUUGGAUAGCUCGAGACUCUGACAGUAUUCGGCGCAAGUUCAAGACAUUGAAAAAUGUUCGAAAACCCACUGGGGACCCAGAUUGCCCAGUCGAAGUAGUACGAGCAAAGCGCAUCAACCGCCUGAUUGAAAGUCGUAUGGCGGUCGUUGACAUGGAGUCAGACAAGGACAGCGAACAUGCUCCCAUUGAUGACGACGAUGACGAGACACCGCCAACCCCCGAGCAAGUACCAACCCCAGUCCUUGCCACUCCUCGCACUGGACUCGAUCCUACCCAACUCUCGGCGCUAGCCGGUACAACGGGUUCGACUAUGGCAAGUCAAACGGCGCAGCGUCGCCGCCGUAUCGACGAGAUCCUGUCCGAGUCAGCGGAAAAUGAGGCGAUCAAGCGGCGUUUGAUAUUUGAAAGCCGCGACUCCCGUCAAGCAAUGCUGGAAGCCAUGAUUGCAAUGGAAGAACGUCAGAGCGUGCGGGAGCAAGAAAGCCGCCUUCUCCGUGAGCGUUUAGCUGAGGAGCGUGAGGAGCGGGUACGUCUACGAGAAGACGCUCGGAUUGCACGGCAAGAAUUGCUUGAUGCCCAACGUGAAGAGCGCCAAGCUAAGAUGGACCAGGUCAUGCUUGUUCUGAUGUCAAAGUUUCUGGAGAAGUAG
Aphanomyces astaci is the source of this 795-nucleotide messenger RNA. RefSeq lists its product as hypothetical. The record is from RefSeq and is a predicted model, not a curated record. The coding region runs from base 1 to 795 and encodes 264 amino acids. NCBI's taxonomy places the organism in Eukaryota, Oomycota, Saprolegniomycetes, Saprolegniales, Verrucalvaceae. The transcript has a single exon.